AUGGUGACCAGUGAGAUAUACCUGCUGGAGCGUGUGCUACGGGUGGGUGCUGCUAUGGUGACCAGUGGGGAAUGGACCCCGAGCUGGGACUGUGAUUGGACCUGGGGUGGGGAAUGGACCCCGAGCUGGGACUGGAGGGACUGGGAUUGGACCUGGGGUGGGGAAUGGACCCCGAGCUGGGACUGUGAUUGGACCUGGGGUGGGGAAUGGACCCCGAGCUGGGGCUGUGAUUGGACCUGGGGUGGGGAAUGGACCCCGAGCUGGGACUGUGAUUGGACCUGGGGUGGGGAAUGGACCCCGAGCUGGGACUGUGAUUGGACCUGGGGUGGGGAAUGGACCCCGAGCUGGGACUGUGAUUGGACCUGGGGUGGGGAAUGGACCCGAGCUGGGACUGUGAUUGGACCUGGGGUGGGGAAUGGACCCCGAGCUGGGACUGUGAUUGGACCUGGGGUGGGGAAUGGACCCCGAGCUGGGACUGUGAUUGGACCUGGGGUGGGGAAUGGACCCCGAGCUGGGACUGUGAUUGGACCUUGGGUGGGGAAUGGACCCCGAGCUGGGACUGGAGGGACUGGGAUUGGACCUGGGGUGGGGAAUGGACCCCGAGCUGGGACUGGAGUCAAAAGUUCAGGGCCUGUAUCAGGCUCGGCAUCCGGGACCAGGCAGGGCUCGGUGCGUCCCAUCGGGGCCGAGGGGCUGGUCGCCCUGCUGGAGGGGGGUCUGGACAGCGUGUUGUUGAUUGACAGCCGGCCCUUCGUAGAAUAUAACUCCUCCCACAUCCUGGAGGCGGUCAAUGUGAACUGUUCAAAACUGAUGAAGAGACGGCUGCAACAGGACAAGGUUCAGAUCAACGAACUGCUGCAACACUCUGCUAAGAAGAAGUUGGAGCGAGUGGGCGGUCAGGAGGUGGUGGUGUAUGACCAGAGUUCAUCUGACCCCUUGACUCUUCCCUCGGAGGCCUUCCUUACCGUCCUAUUGGACAAGCUGGAGAGGAGCUUCCCUUCAGUACACCUGCUCUUAGGUUAGACACCCUCACUCAGCCCUACAUCCUCCUCACUGCCUCUCUCUCUCCCCUUCCUCUCUUCCCCUCCUCCCUCCCCCCCCAGCCCUUCAUCCUCCUCACUGCCUCUC
Messenger RNA from Oncorhynchus masou masou (cherry salmon), 1128 nucleotides. RefSeq lists its product as uncharacterized. Bases 1 to 1023 code for a protein of 340 amino acids. The transcript has 3 exons. The record is from RefSeq and is a predicted model, not a curated record. NCBI's taxonomy places the organism in Eukaryota, Metazoa, Chordata, Actinopteri, Salmoniformes, Salmonidae.